GUGCCAUGAAAUAUGGCAUAUAUUGAAAGUAGUUAAGAAUCACAUUCAUUACAACUUUUUAUAAGAAGGAUUUGAUCUUAGCAUCAUCUCAUUUUCUUUUUGUCUUCAAUAAUAACACAGAGAUCACUGAGAGAGAUGGAAGCAUUAUGUGCAAUAUCUGCAUGCAUAAUUCUUCUGGUAACUCUUGUUUGGGCAUGGAAGAUGCUGAUUUGGUCAUGGUUGAAGCCAAAGAAGCUAGAAAGAGUGCUAAGAGAACAAGGUCUUAAAGGGAAUCCUUAUAGGUUUUUAGUUGGAGACAUGAAGGAGUAUUUAAAGAUGGAAAAGGAAGUCAGAUCCAAACCCUUGAAUCUCUCGGACGAUAUAGUGCCUCGUGUGUUUCCCUAUGGUCAUCAAAGUAUUACAAAACAUGGAAAAAGUUCUUUUGUAUGGUUUGGACCAACACCAAGGGUGACCAUCACAGAUCCUGAGUUAGUUAAAGAAAUUUUCAAUAAGAUCUAUGACUUCCAAAAGCCUAACUCGAAUCCUCUUGUGAGAAUACUAGCUACUGGUCUUAUAACCCAUGAGGGUGAAAAGUGGAGCAAGCAUAGAAAGAUAAUAAAUCCUGCAUUCCAUUUAGAAAAAUUGAAGAUGAUGUUACCAAUAUUCUUUAAAAGUUGCAAUGAUAUGAUUAGCAAAUGGGAGGGAAUGUUAUCAUUAGAUGGAUCAUGUGAAAUUGAUGUAUGGCCUUCCAUUCAAAAUUUGGCUAGUGAUGUUAUUGCUCGAACAGCAUUUGGAAGUAGUUAUGAAGAAGGAAUAAAAAUAUUUCAACUUCAAAAGGAGCAAGCUGAACUUACAUUGGAAAUUUUGAUGAAAGUUUACAUCCCUGGUUGGAGGUUUCUACCUACUACUACAAACAAAAGGUUGAAGGAAAUCAACAGGGAUAUAAUAGCUUCUUUGAAUGAUAUUAUUAACAAGAGAGAAAGAGAAAUAAAGGCAGGUGAAGCCACUAAGAAUGACUUAUUAGGUAUUCUUCUUGAGUCAAAUCACAAGGAAAUUAAAGAUAACAACAACAAUAAGAAUGUUGGAAUGAAUCUUGAUGAUGUAAUCAAGGAAUGCAAGCUAUUCUACCUUGCAGGGGAAGAAACCACUUCAGUUUUGCUUGUUUGGACAAUUGUAUUAUUGAGUAGGCACCCUAAUUGGCAAGCACGUGCAAGAGAGGAAGUGCUACAAGUUUUUGGCAACAAACAACCAGAUUUUGAAGGACUAAACCAUCUUAAGAUUAUGACCAUGAUUUUGUAUGAGGUUCUAAGGUUAUACCCACCAAUAACCGUGCUUCCUCGAGCCAUUCACAAAGACGUAAAAGUUGGAAACCUAACAUUACCUGCCGGAGUCCAGAUUACCUUACCAAUAGUUUGGAUUCACCACAACCAUGAACUAUGGGGUGAAGAUGCUAAGGUGUUCAAUCCUGAGAGAUUUGCAGAAGGAGUUUCAAAAGCAACAAAUGGUAGAAAUUCAUUUUUUCCAUUUGGAGGGGGUCCUAGAAUUUGUAUUGGACAAAACUUUUCCAUGUUGGAAGCAAAGAUGGCAAUAACAUUGAUUUUGCAGCAUUUCUCAUUUGAACUUUCUCCAACCUAUGCUCAUGCUCCAGCUUCAGUAAUUACCCUUGAGCCACAGCAUGGUGCUCAUAUCAUUUUGCGUAAAGUGGAAAUAUAAAAAAAUUAUGUUUGGUUCUAGCUGCUGGAAAACACAUUGUGUAAUAAUAAAAACCUCUUUGGAAUUUUUUUUUUUUUUUUUU
Messenger RNA from Medicago truncatula (barrel medic), 1774 nucleotides. Its product is annotated as cytochrome P450 72A68. NCBI's taxonomy places the organism in Eukaryota, Viridiplantae, Streptophyta, Magnoliopsida, Fabales, Fabaceae. Gene Ontology annotation, molecular function: iron ion binding; monooxygenase activity; oxidoreductase activity, acting on paired donors, with incorporation or reduction of molecular oxygen. The record is from RefSeq and is a predicted model, not a curated record. Bases 136 to 1692 code for a protein of 518 amino acids. The transcript has 5 exons.